CACACGGCACGAGAGAACAUGAGCAAAAUUAAAGCCAGCGAAAAAGACAAAGCAGUCCACAACUCCAAACCAAUCCCGGAAUAAGGUUUUUAGCACAGUAAUCAUUUCCGGGCCUUCCCGCCGGUGACUUUCCCCGCUGCUUUCUCUCCUCCCGGUUUCCACAGUGAAUAGUAAAAAGGGCGUUUCCAACAUUCAGCGGAGUUGCAGAAAAUCUAGCCAUGUCGGAGAAAGGAGGAAAAGGGUUUUCUUUGCCUACUGGCAAAGCAGUAAAAUCUUCACUGAAAUCUACCCCUUCUACAAAGGAUGGUCUGCUUUUUCUUCGCUCUUUACUUUUCUUAACUUCUUCCUUGAAAGGGAAGGAUGAUAGCUCAACAAAGUCCAAGAAGGGGAGAAAAGUCCAGUUCGAUUCUGAAGGUUUGCAUGAACCCAAAUCCAACUUCUCGUCAAAAUUUGAUAACCCAGCUGCUGCCUCAGGGAAAGAUUGGGGCAAAGGGGGAAAAGGAGACAAGGUUGGAAAUGGCAGAAAGAAAGAACCACAGCCACUGGAGCUCAAAAUUGAGCAGGAACUGCCACAGAGUGCCAAAUGUCUGAUGGAUUGUGAGGCUGCGGAUAUAUUACAAGGAAUCCAGGAGCAAAUGAUCCUGUUGUCUAAAGAUCCUACUAUUAAAAUCCCUGUAUCAUUCGACAAAGGACUGCAGUACGCCAAAAGAACCAGCCACUAUACUAAUCCCCAAUCUGUCAGAAAAGUUCUUGAGACUCUCACAAAAUAUGGUGUCUCAGAUGGCGAGAUAAGUGUGAUUGCCAAUGUUUGUCCCGAAACCACUGAUGAAGUUUUUGCUCUAGUACCAUCCUUGAAGACUACGAGAAGCGUGCUCAGCCAACCGCUCAAAGAAGUCUUAAGUGAGCUAACUAAGCUUAAACAGUCUACAUAAGAAAACUCUUAGAAGUGAUGAUGCCUGGUAAACUGAUGCAGGCUACUGGAUGCAAAUGGCACUCAUAUGGAGGGAUCUUGCUUUGUGUAGUAUCAAGGGUACGGCGGCAGCAUAACCUACUAUCCUCAUGUGACAUGUAUUAAUGGUCUUUGGGAAUUUUGUAUGACUUUCCUGGAACUGGAGACGCUGUGGAAUUUCCUUCUCCAUAGCUGCUCUCCUUUGACUGUUUCUUGAUAGUAGUUUUCUUCUAUGUUUUGCAUGACGAAUGUGAAUUUUACUGGAUGGUAUGUUGAGUUUAACAUCAAUAGAAGUAGAGAGAUGUCUUCUUCUUUUUUU
Messenger RNA from Prunus persica (peach), 1268 nucleotides. RefSeq names its product DNA-directed RNA polymerases IV and V subunit 4. The record is from RefSeq and is a predicted model, not a curated record. NCBI's taxonomy places the organism in Eukaryota, Viridiplantae, Streptophyta, Magnoliopsida, Rosales, Rosaceae. Gene Ontology annotation, biological process: DNA-templated transcription initiation. Gene Ontology annotation, cellular component: RNA polymerase complex. Gene Ontology annotation, molecular function: nucleotide binding. The transcript is spliced from 11 exons. The coding region runs from base 219 to 932 and encodes 237 amino acids.